AUGUCGAAUGCUCCAAAUCAUACCAUUUACAUCAACAAUCUAAAUGAAAAGAUAAAAAAAGAUGAACUGAAGAAAUCUUUGUAUGCAAUCUUUUCGCAGUUUGGUCAAAUCUUGGAUAUUGUUGCCUUAAAGACAUUAAAAAUGAGAGGCCAAGCUUUUGUUAUAUUUAAAGAAAUUAAUAGUGCAGCCAAUGCUUUAAGGUCGAUGCAAGGUUUUCCAUUUUAUGACAAACCCAUGAGAAUAUCUUUUUCAAAGAAAGAUUCGAAUGUAAUAGCCAAAAUGAAAGGAACAUAUGUUGAAGAACCUCGAAGAAAGAGAGAUGAUGACGAACCAAGAAAGAAGAAAACUAAAUCACAAGCCAAUACUGCUACUGCUGCCCCAACACCAAUCACAUCUACAGCAAUUCCAGAACAACCACCAAAUCAAAUUUUGUUUAUAACUAAUUUACCUGAAGAAACUAAUGAAAUGAUGUUAUCAAUGUUAUUUAACCAGUUCCCUGGUUUUAAAGAGGUUCGUCUAGUGCCAGGAAGACAUGACAUUGCAUUUGUUGAAUUUGAAACUGAAGUUCAAGCAGGUGUCGCUAAAGAUGCCUUACAAGGAUUUAAGAUUACACCUAGCAAUGCCAUGAAAAUAUCGUAUGCUAAAAAAUAA
Messenger RNA from Lottia gigantea (owl limpet), 651 nucleotides. RefSeq lists its product as hypothetical. Gene Ontology annotation, molecular function: U1 snRNA binding. Bases 1 to 651 code for a protein of 216 amino acids. The record is from RefSeq and is a predicted model, not a curated record. Gene Ontology annotation, biological process: mRNA splicing, via spliceosome. Lineage: Eukaryota; Metazoa; Mollusca; Gastropoda; Lottiidae. Gene Ontology annotation, cellular component: U1 snRNP. The transcript is spliced from 6 exons.